CUCCUGCAGUCUGGGCUGCUGGGCUGGAGAACGCGCGGUCAGAGCGCGGGGUUGGGGCCGCGGGCUGCAGCUCGAGCUGCGGCGCCCGGAAGACCCGACUCCGGGGCGCAGACCCCGCCCGGGCUGGCUCAGCGCCGAGCCCCGGCUUCCACUCACUCUUUGACCCUCGGUCCCCCUCGCCCCCCCCGCCCCCCCCGCAGGCCGCACAACUGUAACCGCUGCCGGGGCCACCGCCCGCUGCUUCUCCAAGAGCGCAGCGCGGCGGGGCCGGCGGCAUGGCUGUGUCCUGGAGGAGCUGGCUGGCCAACGAAGGGGUUAAACACCUCUGCCUGCUCAUCUGGCUCUCCCUGAAUGUCCUGCUUUUCUGGAAUGCCUUCCGGCUGUAUAACCAAGGGCCAGAAUAUCACUACCUCCACCAGAUGUUGGGGCUAGGAUUGUGUCUAAGCAGAGCCUCUGCAUCUGUUCUUAACCUCAACUGCAGCCUUAUCCUUUUACCCAUGUGCCGAACCCUCCUGGCUUAUCUUCGAGGAUCCCAAAAGGUUCCAAGCAGGAGAACAAGAAGAUUGUUGGAUAAAAGCAGAACAUUCCAUAUAACCUGUGGUGUUACUAUCUGUAUUUUCUCAGGUGUGCACGUGGCUGCCCAUCUGGUGAAUGUCCUCAACUUCUCAGUGAACUACAGUGAGGAUUUCGUGGAACUAAAUGCAGCAAGAUACCGAGAUGAGGAUCCUAGAAAACUUCUCUUCACAACUGUUCCCGGCCUGACAGGAGUCUGCAUGGUGUUGGUCCUGUUCCUCAUGAUCACAGCUUCUACAUAUGCCAUACGAGUUUCUAACUAUGACAUCUUCUGGUAUACUCAUAACCUCUUCUUUGUCUUCUACAUGCUGCUGAUGUUGCAUGUUUCAGGAGGGCUGCUGAAGUACCAAACUAAUUUAGAUACUCACCCUCCUGGCUGCAUCAAUCUUAGCUGGACCCGAUACCAGAAUAUUUCCUCACCAGAGUAUCUCUCAGAGCAUUUUCAUGAAUCUUUCCCUGGAGGAUUUUCGAAACCAGAUGAGCUUCCCCAGGACACAUCUGUGAAGAUUUGUUUGGAAGAACCCAGGUUUCAAGCUAAUUUUCCACAGACUUGGCUUUGGAUCUCUGGACCUUUGUGCCUGUACUGUGCUGAAAGACUUUACAGAUGUAUCCGCAGCAAUAAGCCAGUUACCAUCAUCUCAGUCAUAAGUCAUCCCUCAGAUGUCAUGGAAAUCCGAAUGGUCAAAGAAAAUUUUAAAGCAAGACCUGGCCAGUAUAUUAUUCUUCAUUGUCCUAGUGUGUCUGCAUUAGAAAACCACCCGUUUACACUCACAAUGUGUCCUACUGAAACCAAAGCAACAUUUGCAGUCCAUCUUAAAAUAGUAGGAGAUUGGACAGAACGAUUCCGAGAUUUACUACUUCCUCCAGUUAGUCAAGACUCUGAGAUUCUUCCCUUCAUUCAAUCUAGGAAUUAUCCCAAAUUAUACGUCGAUGGUCCAUUUGGAAGUCCAUUUGAGGAAUCGCUGAACUAUGAGGUUAGCCUCUGCGUGGCUGGAGGCAUUGGAGUGACCCCAUUCGCAUCAAUACUCAACACCUUGCUGGAUGACUGGAAACCAUACAAGCUUAGAAGACUGUAUUUUAUUUGGGUGUGCAGAGACAUCCAAUCCUUCCGUUGGUUUGCAGACUUACUCUGUGUGUUGCAUAACAAGCUUUGGCAAGAGAACAGACCUGACUAUGUCAACAUCCAGCUGUACCUCAGUCAAACAGAUGGGAUACAGAAAAUAAUUGGAGAAAAAUAUCAAGCACUGAAUUCAAGGCUUUUUAUUGGACGUCCUCGGUGGAAACUUCUGUUUGAUGAAAUAGCCAAAUGUAACAGAGGGAAAACAGUUGGUGUUUUCUGCUGUGGGCCCAAUUCACUUUCCAAGACUCUUCAUAAACUGAGUAACCGCAACAACUCCUAUGGAACGAGAUUUGAAUACAAUAAAGAAUCUUUCAGCUGAAAACCUUUGAGAUGAGACAGGACUCUAAAGAAGGAAUGAGUGCAAUUUUUAAGAAAUUCGGCUGAAUCAAACAGCUCUGCCAUGCCAAAGAGUAGCAAGGUUUUGUUAUUUAUGAUUAUUUAAAAUGGAAAUGCAAAGAAUGUAGCAAGAGGACGGGUCACGUUACAUGUUUAAUCUGGAAACCAAAGAGACCCCUUAAGAAUAUUUGUGUGAUGAUUCACUUUACAAUGCUCAAAUUAAAAGAAAACUAUUAGUUGCACACUGUUAAUUUUUAUGGCAGAUUCAAGAGCUCUCCAGUGAGGAGCUGAACUUGCUCACUGUGAGGCUCGCAGCCUCAGUCCUCUUUAAAUUGUUUUUGGUUGAACAAAUGCAAGAUUGAACAAAAUUAAAAAUUCAUUGAAACACAGGCUACAUUUUCUAUUUUGCCUAUAAAUAGAGUUGCUUUAAUUUGGAAAAGCUCUAGGCAAAUAUAUUAGGUGAUUGAAAAUACAACAUAGAGCUCUGUAUUGAUACGGGUACUUUGUGUCAAUAUCUAAUCUUCCUCAUUACUAAUGUUAAUGCCUCUUCUUGAUGUCUGUAAAGCAUAUGCUGCCUGACCCUUGUGCCGAUGUCGAUAAAAGUAUCUAUUUUUAUAUUUUUCUUUCUUCCUUUUUCCUCUAUCUAGGAAAAAUGUGCCCUCCCUUGGCAUGUAUUAGACACAAUGAUUUACUAGGUCCUUUUCAUCGAUAACUUAUUUAAUCUAUUAUUAUUGUAUGGUAAUGAGAAAAAUACCAUUCCUAUAGAUCAUAAAGGGACUUAUAGACUAGUAUCUUUUUUCCAUUUUCAGCAUUUUGGCCUCUGUUAUUUUUUUCACAUUUUUCAUAGGCACACUUCCUCUUAGUUUUUAGCCCCUUAAGAUACUUUGUUUAAUUUGCACUUUGAGACAAAAGGGGCAUCUUGUCUGUCAUUGGGCACUGAGAUUCAAGAUCACACUACUGUGUCACACAUUGUUUUAUGCUGGAGACAUUGCAAGUGCAGUCAGAUUCCUGAAAAGGAAAUCUGUAUUUUACUUUCUUACACAACAGGAAGAUUUCAUUGCUUACUCAAAUUUAAGUUUUGUAUCAAAAACAUUGUUGUUACACUGUCUAUUAUCCUGAGUCUCAACAGGGAAUUAUUGGGCUUCAAGUCUGUAUGAGACUACACUGCGUGAUGCUAUCCGUUUAUUUUCCUUGGCCUUUAUAUUCCUGACUCAGAGGACAAAUCUGUUUCACCACCUUAAGAAUUAAGGCAUUUGCACAGUUUUGUGAUUUUGUUUUGUAGAUGUUUCUCAGUUGCUACAAAAAUAUAGCACAUUGCUGAAAUCAAUAGUAUGAUUUGUCUUGCCUUUGUUAAAAUUUUGCAUGAUGUAACUAUCAUAAUAUGAUAGCUGCUGUUAUCAUUUUUUUGCUGUGAUUCACCAGUAAUAAUCAAAUAUGCUAAACCAUCUAGAGUUGAGUGCCCAUCAGCAUAUUUUCUUGUAGAUAUUUGUUCCUCUCCUUGGAAUUCUUUUUUCUCUCAUCUGUGGAAGGAAGGUGAGUUGGGAAAGGUGAUGAGAAAUGUGCAGAAAUGUUUCUGCAGAAAUAGGUCUGAGAGUACAUUUAAUAACCAAUAUAACUUGGAAGCACUUUCUAAAUUAAAAAUAAUUUUCAUAAAACCAAGUAUCUGAAAGAAACAGUAAAAAAUAAAAUAAAAAAAAAAAAAAAUCAUCAGUGAGUUAGUCCAGACUUGUCCAAUACUAUGGCAAAGCUCUUUACUGGUCAUAAUUUAUUUAUGUGAUUAUAUUAAUGCACCUAAUUUCAAUAAAACAGGUGGACAAUUUUUCAAAAGGCAGCUGAUAUUUCAGUGCAGAUCUGCUAUGGUAGAUGAGCCUCCUUGCCUAUUUUAAAUUCUAGUAGACAUUCAACCUGCCAUUAAGGAGUUAAACAUAGAUUUUUUUUUCCUUCUGUAGGUUGGAAUGACAUUAUGGAUUCAUCAUGCACGUUUAAGAGAGCUUUGCUUGUUUUGCAGGGAUUCUUUCUCUGGGGCUAAUUCUUGUCAUACCACUCUUAAAUCAUUAAUUUUAGUAGCAAUAAUGUUAAAAAUGAAAUGGUAUCCUAGAAAUCCCUGUGAACUCACUUUAACUUGGAAAGAAAGUGUUUGUUCACAAGAUAAAGCAAAUUUAAGAAACAAUCUAGUUGUUCGAAUUAGCAUUUGAGUGCACACUAGCAUGAGCAACCUUAGGGAUUUGGGUUCCAGGGCCUUCUCUGUUGCUGGCUAAUGGUGCAACUAUGACAGAUUUACUUCUCACUCUGGGAGUAAGAUUUCUCAUUGGACUAGAGCAUUAAUUCCUAAAUCUUUUUUGGGUAAUGCAUCUUUUUCAGACCCUGAUUGAAAAUGUAUAUUUU
Choloepus didactylus (southern two-toed sloth) is the source of this 4414-nucleotide messenger RNA. RefSeq names its product NADPH oxidase 4 (gene NOX4). Gene Ontology annotation, cellular component: plasma membrane; NADPH oxidase complex. Gene Ontology annotation, biological process: superoxide anion generation; defense response. NCBI's taxonomy places the organism in Eukaryota, Metazoa, Chordata, Mammalia, Pilosa, Megalonychidae. The record is from RefSeq and is a predicted model, not a curated record. Gene Ontology annotation, molecular function: superoxide-generating NAD(P)H oxidase activity. The transcript has 18 exons. The coding region runs from base 276 to 2012 and encodes 578 amino acids.